This is a messenger RNA of Hymenoscyphus albidus, 603 nucleotides long. The record is from the annotation of a GenBank genome assembly. Lineage: Eukaryota; Fungi; Ascomycota; Leotiomycetes; Helotiales; Helotiaceae.
UCUACUUUCCAGCCCAGCUGUGAACAUCGGAUCGCAUUCAACUGCAGCAACGGCGACAACGACGACGACAACGAUAGCUGCUCUUGUACUCGUCCUUGAAAGCCCAAACCCUUGAGUUUCUGCAGCUGUAUCGGUAUCCAGCAACAAUCCUUUCCACCGCUUGCUGCAACGGGACUUCGGCUUCUAGUAACAAACAGUUCUGCGCCGCUCCAUCACCGCUAUUUACGGGCUCAACAACACCCAUUCCUCCGCCAUGGGCGGCAUGGCGCAGAAGCCUUUGCUUUCCACGGGCUCCUUCACAGGCUUUCAUUCGGAAUUGGCCUCUGAUAUUGGGGCUACAUACCUUUCCGCUGAGUCGGUUCGAAGACAAUCCUUUUGCGGCAACAAGGAAGGAUGGGGACCGUUAAGUCAGACCAGAUAUGACUUUACGCCUUGCUUUAUGGAUGUGUGGGUUGCGAGCGUGGCAGUCUUUGGCAUCCUGGGGGGUGCAAUUGCGGUGUGGUGGUUGCUGAGAAAAAAGAAGAGUUUCAUGGUUGGGAAGGACUGGCAUUUUUGGACCAAGCAGGUAUGUUUUAGCUCUAUGGAACAACCCUAGCAUGUUGA